Molecule: messenger RNA, 1077 nt
Organism: Sporothrix brasiliensis 5110
Lineage: Eukaryota; Fungi; Ascomycota; Sordariomycetes; Ophiostomatales; Ophiostomataceae
Exons: 1
Coding region: 1-1077 (358 amino acids)
Cellular component (GO): Golgi apparatus
Molecular function (GO): antiporter activity
Source: RefSeq, a predicted model, not a curated record
AUGGGCCGCCCCGAGGACGUCGAGGCACAACUCGAUGGCGGCACCAACGGCAUCGCCGUCCAGUGGGACAAAGACCACGGCUCGCCCCUGCUGCCCACCAGCAACGGCGUCAGUGGCGUCGAGAGCAGGAGCAAGGGCGGGGGCGGUGGCGCCGAGGCCGAGUACACGGUGUCGGCCGCCACCAAGUAUGCGUACCUGGCCGCGUACUUCGCCUGCAACGUCGCCCUGACCCUCUACAACAAGAGCAUAUUGGGCAAGUUCUCGUAUCCGUGGCUGCUGACGGCCAUCCAUGCCGGGUCCGCGUCCAUUGGCUGCUCUGUCCUGGAGCUGCGCGGCGUGGUGAGGCGCACGCAGCUGUCGCGCCGGGACGAGUCGGUGCUGCUUGCCUUUUCCGUGCUCUUCACCGUCAACAUUGCCGUCUCCAACGUGUCGCUGGCCAUGGUCUCGAUCCCCUUCCACCAGAUCAUGCGCUCGACCUGCCCCGUCUUCACCGUGCUCAUCUACCGCCUGCGUUACAAGCGCACCUACUCGACCAAGACCUACCUGUCCCUCAUCCCCGUCGUCUGCGGCGUCGGCCUGGCCACCUACGGCGACUACUACUUCACGGCGGCCGGCUUCAUCCUGACCUUUCUGGGCGUCGUGCUGGCCUCCGCCAAGACGGUGGCCACCAACCGCAUCAUGACCGGCCCGCUCGCCCUGUCGCCCCUCGAGUCGCUGCUGCGCAUGUCCCCGCUGGCCUGCGCCCAGGCGCUGCUCUGUGCCCUGCUGACCGGCGAGCUUUCGAGCAUCACGAGCGGCUUCACGGAGAUCCCCAUUGCGCCGCGCAUGGCACUGGCCCUCGCGGGCAACGGCGCCCUCGCGUUCGCCCUCAACAUCUCGUCGUUCAGCACCAACCGCCAGACGGGUGCCCUCACGAUGACCGUCUGCGGCAACGUCAAGCAAAGCAUCACGGUCCUUCUGGGCAUCACCAUGUUUGGCGUCAAGGUCGGCCUGGCCAACGGCGUGGGCAUGCUGGUGGCGCUCGUGGGCGCGGCGUGGUACAGCGUCGUCGAGCUGGGCGCCAAGUCCAGGCGGUAG